GCGCCUGCGACCGCGCGCAGCUGCGUUACUACGGGGGCCGGAAGGAGCGGAAAACAAACGGCAGCGCGCGGGAGGGCGGCAUGGCUGCUGGCGGAGCGGAUGAUCCGUCCCUAGAGAGGCAUUUCAAAGGCCACAGAGAUGCCAUCACUAGUGUGGACUUCAGUCUCAAUAAGAAACAAUUGGCGAGUGGCUCAAUGGAUUCAUGCCUGAUGAUCUGGAGUAUGAAACCUCAGAUGAGAGCCUAUCGCCUUGUGGGCCACAAAGAUGCAGUGAUGUGUGUCCAGUUUUCCCCUUCUGGCCACCUCGUAGCUUCGGGCUCCAGAGACAAAACUGUCUGCUUAUGGGUUCCCAGUGCCAAAGGAGAAUCUACUGUGUUCAAGGCUCACACAGCAACUGUGAGAAGCGUUCAUUUCUCCAGCGAUGGCCAGUCCUUAGUUACAGCUUCUGAUGAUAAAACAAUCAAAGUGUGGACUGUUCACAGGCAGAAGUUUUUGUUCUCACUCAGUCAACACAUAAAUUGGGUUCGUUGUGCCAGAUUCUCUCCUGAUGGACGACUAAUAGCAUCAGCCAGCGAUGAUAAAACUGUCAAACUGUGGGAUAAAACUAGCAGAGAAUGUAUACAUUCCUUUUGUGAGCAUGGGGGGUUUGCAAAUCACGUGGAGUUUCAUGGCAGUGGUACGUGCAUUGCUGCAGCUGGUACAGAUAACACAGUGAAGGUGUGGGAUGUUAGGAUGAACAGACUCCUCCAACAUUAUCAAGUGCACUCUGCUGCGGUGAACAGUCUGUCCUUUCACCCCUCUGGGAAUUACCUGAUUACUGCUUCCAAUGAUUCAACUCUCAAAAUUCUGGACUUGCUCGAAGGAAGACUUCUGUAUACUCUUCAUGGUCACCAGGGUCCAGCCACCUGCGUAGCAUUCUCCAGAACUGGAGACUUCUUUGCCUCUGGAGGAUCUGAUGAGCAGGUGAUGGUAUGGAAGACUAAUUUCAAUGCAGCAGAUUACGGCGAAGUUCUGAAAUCUCACAAGUCUGGUGCUGAUGUGGAUGGGACCCAUCACAGUCUGCCAUCAGAAAUGGAUUGUGGUGUUCAUCUUAAGAAAACAAAAUCUCAGGAUACUGGUAGGAACCAUGAACGGCCAGAGGAGGAUGUCCAUAUUGCAGAUACCUUGGAGCAUAUUAUAGGACAGCUGGAUGUUCUGACUCAGUUUGCAAAACAGUGCUCACUACGAAUUCAUUGGAAUGAAAAUUACAUGAAAGUAUGAAGCAGACAAGACCUUCCUUGCAACUCUUCCUCAAAUUUGACGUGUUCUGAAGUCCACUGUGUUUGUGCUUUGUUCCACCGCUGUGUGUAGCAGUGUGGUUGGCUCCUAUUAGCUUUGAUAUGCUGCCUGGGGCCUCAGCUAAGAUUUGAGCUGUGUUUGGAAGGAGAAAAGAAGUGUAUUAUGGUGAAUCUUAUGAUGCAAAGCCCUUCCUGACUUUGUCAAGAUGAGGUGUUGCAGUGUGGCUGACAGAGAUGUCUUCAUAGUAGUGCUUGGUGUUGUGCUUUCACCAUGCCUGUGUUUUCACUUCAUCCCUUCCAGCUGUUCCUCUCAUUUCCCAAAUGGUUUUGCAGGAGACGUUUCCUGGCCUAUCAACUGUCCUUAGCCAAACUAUUUCCUUUCUUUACAUUUUAGUUUCCCCAGUAAUAAAAUGGAGAUAAAGAGACCUGCUUUCUUUUGUCAAGCACUUAGUCAUGUGCUUAUGAAAUGUUUAAAGAUUUUUUUAUUUAUAACCUCUAUACAAAUAGCCCAAGUUUGUUUGAAUUACUUCAUUGAAGUCUGAGGUUCUGAACAUCCUUCGUUUUUGACAAGGUAUGUUAUUGAUGGCAGUAAAAAUGCUCAGAAUAUGAAGCUAUUGACUGCUGUUUAUGGGUAUUAAAGCAUUAAAUGUAAUUACUGCCUAUUAUCAGUUAUUCCAGCAUCUUUGGAAUCUAUAAGUGGUUUUCCACAGAUAGCUCUCUUGGUUACCUAAGGAUGGUCCAUUAAAGGAUUUUCAGCAGAGGCUUUUAUUGCUUCCUGGUUAAAAUGUUUUUUCCAUAUACUCUGUCCACAAUGACUUCAGCUUUAGGAGGAGCUAAUAACAACCCCUUUGUGAGGUAACUGGAUUGCACAGAGAAAUUCAGGCCAUAUGUUGAGGUAUGUGCUGCCAGUCUGAGUUGUAAUUCACCUUCGUCACCCCACUGUGCUGCCUUGGAUUGGGACAGUUCCUCACUUGACCCUGGUGCUACAGCUCUGAAAUAGCUCAGAGUAUUUCCUUGAACAUAGCAUUCCCUUGCCCUCUGACAGCACAGCACAUAGCUGGUUUCUCUGCGUGGCUCGGCGGCAGCUUUCCUUUUGUUUUGCAGACAGUUUCCAUCCUGGAGCAGAGGCUGACCCUCACGGAGAACAAGCUGAAGGAGUUUCUGGAGAACCAGCAGAA
Lagopus leucura (white-tailed ptarmigan) is the source of this 2454-nucleotide messenger RNA. It is a transcript of the gene POC1A, whose product is annotated as POC1 centriolar protein A. The record is from RefSeq and is a predicted model, not a curated record. The transcript has 11 exons. Gene Ontology annotation, molecular function: protein binding. Bases 81 to 1259 code for a protein of 392 amino acids. Lineage: Eukaryota; Metazoa; Chordata; Aves; Galliformes; Phasianidae. Gene Ontology annotation, biological process: cilium assembly. Gene Ontology annotation, cellular component: centriole; ciliary basal body.